Paralichthys olivaceus (Japanese flounder) is the source of this 1142-nucleotide messenger RNA. RefSeq names its product ferritin, heavy polypeptide 1a (gene fth1a). Gene Ontology annotation, cellular component: cytoplasm. The record is from RefSeq and is a predicted model, not a curated record. Gene Ontology annotation, molecular function: ferric iron binding; ferrous iron binding. Gene Ontology annotation, biological process: intracellular iron ion homeostasis; iron ion transport. Lineage: Eukaryota; Metazoa; Chordata; Actinopteri; Pleuronectiformes; Paralichthyidae.
ACGGUCGGGGCGGAGCCGUCAGUCGAUCGUCUCGCCAGCGGACAGUGAAGGUUACCUGCUUCAACAGUGCUUGAACGGAAACCUCUCAGUCUGUCUCCCGACACCUCAGCACCGGACUCACCGCUGAUCACUCUUCAUCCUCUGAUCACUCUUCAUCCUCAGCAUCUCAGCGAACGUCCUCCUCAGAAAACUCCGUCCAGAACUCCGUUAGCCCGACAGCUAGCUAACCGUUUGUUGUGCUAACGACACGAGACGCUGCUUUUCAACCUCCUCACCGGAAGAAGAAGAGAAAACACCAACACCGACGCUUGAAUCAUGACUUCCCAGGUGAGACAGAACUUCCAUCAGGACUGCGAGGCUGCAAUCAACAGGCAGAUCAACCUGGAGCUGUACGCCUCCUAUGUCUACCUGUCCAUGGGUUACUUCUUUGACCGGGAUGACCAGGCAUUGCACAACUUUGCUAAGUUUUUCCGUAAUCAGUCACACGAGGAGCGUGAGCAUGCCGAGAAACUAAUGAAAGUACAGAACAACAGGGGGGGACGGAUCUUCCUUCAAGAUGUCAGGAAACCAGAGAGAGAUGAGUGGGGCAGUGGGAUCGAGGCUCUUGAAUGUGCCCUGCAGCUGGAGAAGAGCGUGAACCAGUCACUACUGGAGCUGCACAAGCUCUGCUCUGAUCACAAUGACCCACAUCUGUGUGAUUUCAUUGAGACGCACUACCUGGACGAGCAGGUGAAAUCCAUCAAAGAGCUGGGCGACUGGGUGACCAACCUGCGCCGCAUGGGAGCUCCUGGCAAUGGCUUGGCCGAAUACUUGUUUGACAAACACACCCUGGGCAAAGAAAGCAGCUAAAUCCCUCCAUAGCUUCUUCACAGACGCUUCUUUCUAUGUAUAUUUGUAUCUUGCGUCUAUAUUUUAAACAAUACAAGGCCGUGUGCAUGGUAGUGGCUUGUCAUUUCAAUCUGUAUUAUUCUCAUUGCCAUUUACUCUCAAAUUAACAUCUAUAAAAUGCCUGAGCACUAUUCUGUUCAAAUCCCACUCUGACAUCCUGCUCUCUCUCUUUCAGCUGCGUUCUUGUCAUUACUAUGUAUUUGCUGAGUUUUAUGCCAAGAGCUCUUGAAUAAAAUGAACCCUCUGGAUUCUGA